Trichomonas vaginalis G3 is the source of this 750-nucleotide messenger RNA. RefSeq lists its product as uncharacterized. NCBI's taxonomy places the organism in Eukaryota, Parabasalia, Trichomonadida, Trichomonadidae. The annotation marks the transcript as partial. The record is from RefSeq and is a predicted model, not a curated record. The transcript has a single exon.
AUGUACAGAAUAGACGUUUCAGAUUUUUAUGACUUCCAAGCCUUCAGAAAUAUGUGUCCAUUUCGAGACUAUAACAAAGCAGUCGAGAAUUUGAAACGUUUAGUCAUUUAUGUCGACUCUGCCCCAGAAUGUUAUGUUAUGAAAGAAUGGGAUGUAGUCUUUAACAAACCAAGAGCGACAAUAGUUUCAGAACAAGAAUGUAAACAGAAACUUAAGAAAAUAAAAGUCGUACAAGUUGGAAUGAAGAUGUUAGAUGCUUGGGAUAUCUUAUUGUCAAAGUUAGAAGAUUUUUCAGUUCGUGGUAUAAAGUUCUAUACACCAUCUCCAAACUUCUAUUCUAUCUUCACUGGAUAUAAAUACGAACAAGUAGAAUGGAAAGAAAAUGUUAUAGAAGCUUGGUUAGACCAUGUCAAAGAAAUUAUAUGCAAUGGAAACGAAAGAGUCUAUGAGUAUAUCUUAUGUUGGUUUGCAAACAUCUUACAACAUCCAAGUGCUAAAAAUGAAACUGCUCUCAUCAUAAUUGGAAAACAAGGAACAGGUAAGAACACAUUUUUUACAGAUAUCUUAUGCAAACUGUUAGAGGGCUAUUCGAACCCUAAUAUGACAAACUUAGAAAACAUCUGCGGUAAAUUUAACUCUUCAAUAGAGAAUAUGAAACUUAUAGUAUGUAACGAACUUCAAAGUAUAGAUACAACAAAAGUUUUGAACUCAGAUGCUUUGAAGAGUCUUAUAACAGACAAAGUUGGAGUU